Ramularia collo-cygni is the source of this 723-nucleotide messenger RNA. RefSeq lists its product as uncharacterized. The record is from RefSeq and is a predicted model, not a curated record. The transcript is spliced from 2 exons. NCBI's taxonomy places the organism in Eukaryota, Fungi, Ascomycota, Dothideomycetes, Mycosphaerellales, Mycosphaerellaceae. The coding region runs from base 1 to 723 and encodes 240 amino acids.
AUGUCGGGGUCAUCUUCACUUCGUCAUCUGCUCAACCCAGAGCCGAACACGCGAUAUCUUCCGCCACCACCUCGCGACCCACCACCACCAUCCUAUCAGCCGCGAGAGCCUUCAUUAUCAACAUCCGACUCCGACGCGGGAGAAGACGACGAAUUCUUUACACUUGAGGAUUCGGAAGCGGAAGACGACGAGGAUCCUACCAACAUGCCUCCCAGUACGAGAAAUACCUCCCGUCGCCAGAGCGUCGUCGACCUCACCGACACCCCCGCUACUCAAUCGUCGUCACGAAGACGCAAGCGCUCCGCAGAUGAGGGACCCGCACCAAAGCGCCCAAGAACCACCCGGAGACACAUUGAGGAGGUGGAUCUGGUGGAAGAGAACCCAUCGGUGGAGGAGGAACUUCGGCAAGCACAACAGCAGGCCACCAUUCGCGCGCAGCAGGCAGAAGUCGAUGCCGGUCCACAGAAGAUUGGCAAGUUGCAGUGCAUCAUCUGCAUGGAGACGUACACCAACGCCACCGCUACUGCUUGUGGUCRCUUUUACUGCCACGAGUGCCUGCAUCAAUCGCUCCUGGUUGGCGAGAGGGCGGAUGAGCGCAAAGGCACGUGUCCGGUCUGUCGCAAGUUCAUUUCGCGAAAGAAAAAGCUCGACAUCAUUCCCAUGUCAUUCAUGAAGAAGGAAACCUUUCUGAAGCAGAAAAAGGUGCAGAAGCACAAGGCCUGA